CUUUUAAAAAAUGUUUUCUGUAUGAACGCUCCGCUGCACAUCUGCACUGAUCAACGGAUCUUCUGUCAAAAGUCUGCGCUAGAAACGAUCAAAGCUAGCUACACAAGUUACAGCCGGCGAGAAUGAACUACACGUACUGAAAACAAUCAAAUCAGGGGUCAUUAUAGGGCUGGAGUUCUGAGAUGACGCCCCAGUAACGAUGCCAACGUGCCGUCUGCCCUAGAUUGACAUAAGUAUGGCUACAGCAAAGAAGAGCUCGUCCUCAAAGGCUGGGGGAGUGCGCUUCUCGGAGGAGGGGGCCGGGCCCGGCGCCCCCUCCCACGUCCACUUCGAUGACAAGCUGCACGACUCUGUCGUCAUGGUGAUACCUGAAGCGGAUGGGAACUUCCUGGUCAAGGUGGGCUUCCUGAAGAUCCAGCACAAGUACGAGAUCGUGUUCACGCUCCCCCCGGUCCCGGUGCUGGGAAAGGACGUGUGCCCCGCGCCCGUGCCCAACCCCCACCUCAGAGUCACCGACAUCAAGCUGCUGCCCGACGGCGGCCUGAGGGUGACCUGCGAGUACAUGGCCCACCAGGAGGGGGUGCUGCGCGAGGAGAUGAUGCUGCUGAGCGAGAGCAAAGAGGAGGCAUGCCUGCGGGUUCGAGUCCAGGCCCGCGUCAUGGACCGGCACCACGGCACUCCCAUGCUGCUGGAAGGAGUACGCUGUGUGGGGGUGGAGCUGGAGUACGACUCUGAGCAGAGUGACUGGCAAGGGUUCGACUAGCACGGCCCCUCCCCAUCCACGCAGUCUCUCUCUGUGUCUCACACACACGCCGUCUCACUCACACAUACACACACACACGCUAUCUCAU
This is a messenger RNA of Megalops cyprinoides (Indo-Pacific tarpon), 851 nucleotides long. RefSeq names its product chromosome 18 C20orf27 homolog (gene adisspb). The coding region runs from base 236 to 763 and encodes 175 amino acids. Lineage: Eukaryota; Metazoa; Chordata; Actinopteri; Elopiformes; Megalopidae. The transcript has 6 exons. The record is from RefSeq and is a predicted model, not a curated record.